This is a messenger RNA of Melampsora larici-populina 98AG31, 1281 nucleotides long. RefSeq lists its product as uncharacterized. Bases 1 to 1281 code for a protein of 426 amino acids. The transcript is spliced from 9 exons. The record is from RefSeq and is a predicted model, not a curated record. NCBI's taxonomy places the organism in Eukaryota, Fungi, Basidiomycota, Pucciniomycetes, Pucciniales, Melampsoraceae.
AUGCCUCCAGCUCCCUCUGCUUUUCAAGCACGCAAAACUGGUUUUAGUCCAUAUCCAAAUCCAAACCCAAAUCCAGGCAACAAUGAGAUUGGUUCUUACACAGGAGGCAAGUAUUUUGUUCUACUUUCCUCUUCUUCCUGCUUAACUUUUGGUCUUCAUUUUUUUUACCUUCCAGCUGGAUCGUUUGGUCAUUCAGGUGAUGGGGAUGGUAAAUCUGAUGACCAUGUUUCAGACUUAAACGAUCAAAAUUCUGCUAGUGGACUAUUCAAAGACCCUAACAAUUCCACCGACACAUCUCUUUCCGGUGCACCUGAAACUAUGUCACCUUUUGAGAGUAUAAUGGAUACUCUACCGGUCAAUGUUCGCAAUAUGGUGACCAGGAUUGUUGAGGGUACUGACGAUUCAGAAUGCUUUGCUGUGAAUGUUGCAAUGAUGGCUCGGCUAGAACAUCUGUUUAUGAUUCAUACGGAAGUACAAGCAGAAAACUCCAAUGCCAGCUGGGCUCCUGUAGAUUGUUUCAAGAAUUACAGUCGUAAUUUGUGUGCUCAAUUUUUCAUUGACCCCACCUUAGAGGCAUUUACUACUCUCCUUACGGAUGGCCCCAAUGGUCAAAAUAAUUGCCUUGAGCGCCGAGUAUUGUCUGAUCUUCUCAGCAAAAACGCCGAGGGUAUACGAGAUGUUCUUCCUAAAAACUAUGCUGGCGAGGAUGGCUCAAAGGGGGGUGCUGCCGUAUCAGUUGCUCUGAAAGAGAUUGAACGAAAUGGACGGAGUACAUUUAGAAAACAAAUUUACAUCAGUUGGAUUCCCAAUAAGCUCCUCCACAACGUGUUGCCUAUCAAAGCAGUGGCACCGAGUGUUCCUCCUUUCAACCUCAAGGAUUUCUGUGGCUAUUUGAUACACAAAACCUACCCUAGCAAGAAACACAUCAGUGCUGAUGCCCUUUUCAACAACUUAAAGCCUGGACAUGUCAUUCGAAUUGCCUUUCUGCGCUUGGCUUCUGUUUGCAUCUACGCACAUCCCGGUCAGGAUCGCAAAAUUUGCCAAUGGCAAAUAAUUGAUCAGAAGCUUGAUGAUAUCAAAGAGCAACAUUCAGCUGAAUUUGCAGAAGCUUUUGGCCGACUGGUUUUGAUAAAAGAUCAUAAGAUCUUUGAUGGUGUGCGCUUGUAUACCGAAAUACAAAAAUCUUACUCGGACGACCUUGUUUUACCAAACGAUGCGGAGGUGCGUGUGGAAGUCGCUACCCCAUCUGAAGUCCCUCAAUUCCAUCAGAGUUUAGCAUGA